Molecule: messenger RNA, 5758 nt
Organism: Ornithorhynchus anatinus (platypus)
Lineage: Eukaryota; Metazoa; Chordata; Mammalia; Monotremata; Ornithorhynchidae
Gene: ANKRD33B
Product: ankyrin repeat domain 33B
Exons: 5
Coding region: 1-1410 (469 amino acids)
Molecular function (GO): protein binding
Source: RefSeq, a predicted model, not a curated record
AUGCUGCCCCUGGGGCUGCUGCUGCCGGGCGGGGUCCGGCCCUUGCCCGGCCGGGGCUGCGCCCCCGAAGACGAGGAGCCCCCGCAGCAGAGGGACGAAGCCGAGCGGGAGGGCCGGCUGGACCACGCGGGGGCUCCGGGGGAUGAGGAUGAGGAUGGGGAGGCCCCCCGGCCGCUCACCCUGCUCGGCGCCGCCAGCACCAACAACGCCCUGCUGCUGAGGGCGCUCAUCCGACGGGGCCCCGCCCAGGCCGAGGUGCGGGACACUGACCGCAACAACAGGACUGCCCUUAUUGUUGCCUGCUACCAAGGGUUUGUGGAUAUUGUAAUUGCCUUAGCACAAUGUCCCCAUAUUGAUGUGAACUGGCAGGACAACGAAGGGAAUACAGCUCUGAUUACAGCGGCACAGGCAGGGCACAUAACCAUCACCAAUUACCUGUUGAACUAUUUUCCUGGCCUGGACCUUGAGAAGAGGAAUGCAUUUGGGUACACCGCUCUGAUGAAAGCUGCGAUGCAAGGUCGAACAGAGUGCAUCCGAGCCCUGAUGUUGGCUGGGGCGAAUAUUCAUGCGACCGACCCCAACCGUAAAAUGAACGCGUGGGAGUGGGCGUGUUUCACAGGCAGGUAUGAGGCGGCCUCCCUCAUUCGGAGAUUACUGGACCGGCCCUGCCCCGAGCAGCUUAGUGAGCGGUACAAGCCGGAGUGGCCCGGGACGAAGGAGACGACGGCCAAGGCGGUGGAACCCAAGAGCUGCUUGCAGAGGUUGUCGGACUGCGUGCGGGCCACGCUGUUCUCCCGCUACCCCCGGGAGCCCGCAGACGAGGGAGCCCUCGAUCACAUGGUCAGGAUGACGACGGGGCUAGGCAGCCCCUUCGUGGCGACGUCCUGUCAGACGGUGUGCCCAGAGAGCCCACCCUGCGUGGGGAAGCGACGGCUGGCGGUUCAGGAGAUCCUGCGGUGGCAAAGGGCCCAGGAAUUGCAAUCUGAGGAGAGGGAUCCAGUGAACAGCUACGAGAAGGUGUUUCCAAACUCCCGGGUCGUGGUGGUCCCCAAGAAGAAGGACAGGAGGGCCAGCCUCCAAGUUCUGCCCAGCGCAGCUUCCCAGGCGGGCCCGGCGGCCACCCGCAAGACAAGCCUCCUGCCCCUCCACCUAUUGAGGAGAAGCAGCGUGAGGCCAGGCUUUGUCAUCCCAAAGGUCCGGGUCAACAAGGCGCCCCCAGCCACCUUCCAGCCGGAGCACGACCGGAGGAAGAGCAGCAGCGGUCCUCAGAAUGGCACCUACCUCCAGAUUCCCAGGUGGAAGUACAAGGAGGUGAGGGAGGAGAGGAGAAAAGCAGAGGAGGAGGAGGAAAAGAAGAAAGCCGACCAAGCUCAGAAAGGGAAGCGCGCAUCCCUCAGGAGAAAGACUUGAAUCGGGGCGGAGUUCCUCUAAACCUUCCAGUGCUGGCUCCCAGGCUGUGUAUGUGCAGUCAGCUCAGGGAUCUGCCAAGUGGUGGCAUCAUUUCCAGCUGGCUCAGGGAGGAGAGGGAGGAGGAAGAGGUUUGGGGGAAGAGAAAAGGAGUCAGAAUGGAGGAAAGCAAGUAAAAGCCAUAAAUUGGCUGGUAGAAACUGAGGAGGAAAGGCCUUUUUUCCCCUCUGUUGCUCUUCAGCUGCUGAGACCUUCAGGCUCAGCUUGAGUGUCAUCUGCUCCAAGGCCCAAUCGAGACUGGAGCUAGACACUCCUUUUUUUAAUGUAUUUGAUAAAGCCUCUCCCUCUAUGUCAAAGCCAGGGGGGACGGGGAAGGAAUUUGUGGCCAUGCUUGACCCUGAACGUUUCAACAUAUGCACUAUUGGCAGCACUUUAUAUGACUGAUGUUGCAAUUAGAAAAAUGGCACUGUAAGAACAUUGAGUGGUAUUUAUUGAACACAUACUGUGUACAGGGCAAUCAAUCGUAUUUAUUGAGUGCUUACUAUGUGCAGAGCACUGUACUGAGCACCUGGGAGAGUACAGUACAACAGAAUUGAUAGACCCAUUCCCUGUGCACCACGAGCUUGUAGUGUAGAGGAGUUUCCUAAGUAUACCGAGACAUCCUCAGGUGUCUCUCUUCUCUCUACUUCCCUUUUCUCAUUCUCUUUUUGGGGAAAUCAGCCUACAUAAGAAACAAAAGCGACCGGGUCAUCAGGCUCAAUUCGUGGAGUGAUGGAGACAGCGAGGUGCUGGCCCCCGGAGCUCUUUGAACUAGACUCUUACAGUUGCUCAUCCCACGUCUCUGAAAAGAUCUGAGAGUUUCCAGUCAGGUCUGAACUGAUUCAAAAGAGUGGCAUUUUGGCCUGUUAGCUUUUUGAAAUAAUCUCCCCUUCCAGCCUUCAACACCCUUAAAAUCCCUGUAUGCUUUUUGCCCCCAGGCUCAAAAAUUAAGGUUGGCACCUCUGGGUCUGUCAAUCAGAUCUUACGAUUCUGGAGCUUCAGUUCUGGGCCAAUUGCCUGUCACUAGCUCCUACAGUGGGUAUAUCAUGGGUAAUUUUCUUUGACUAUCUGCUACGAGCUAGAAAUGCUUCUGAGAAGACCCAGUGACUAGUGAACUUAGGGAAACAUUAUGCAGGCCCCCUGAUUGUACCAGGCAGACCCAUUGGGAAGGAUGGUCAAAUGUAGCCAAGCUCCCUACCAGUGAUGGAACGUCCCUUUCUGGAAUAGCACAAGCUACGGCUUUCCACACGGAUGUCAGAGAGCUUUAUGGUUAAGUCUCAUUCUAAGAGUCCUGCCCAGGCCACUACAUAGAUUCAGCCCACAAGCAGACUCUUGAUCCUGAGCAGAUGCUGGACAUCAAAGUUGCUGGUAACGAAAUGCCCCGUAUUCCUUUCAACAUCCUAAGGCCUCCUGAAGAGAGAAUUUUAAACACUUAAUACAUCUUCUGCUGGCUGCAAAAGACAUUUUGGGUCAGAAUGCAGAUUGUGUUAGUGGUGCAUAAAACACUCAGUACCACUUAGGUAUUACUUUUACAUCGUCAAGCUACUAGCUUUGAACAAAACAAGCAUUCUGUUGUCAGACUGUUUGCCAAUUGCCUUUUUUCUUGAAAAUAUAUUUUAAUUGGUUAAAGGAAUACUUUUCUUUAAAAUCUGUGUUUGUGCUAAGGUAGAAUUAUUUGCAGAAAACAGAAAGCACUUAAAACAAUGGAAAUGUUAGCACUUCCGGGCAAUCACUUGUAGGCACCCACCUCUUCCAUUAAUGAUUUCUUGCGGUUUCCUUGGCUCUGAACUGAUUUAUUCUUGGUGACUGUAUUCAUUUUUGCCUCAUCAGUGCAGGUUUCACAGAUGCAGGAAUUGAAAUUUCCCAACCCGGACCAGGGGUUUGCAGCGUUUCCGCCCUUCCAUCGUCAUGGGAGCUAACUUUCCUUUUCCUUUGCUGCCUCUGAGAAGGAAAGCAGAGGCAAGGGACUGGAAGGGAGAAGUACAAAAGGCUUGCACAUCCAACAUUAUUUGCUGCCCGUUGUUUCCUUUGCUAGGAUAAGAUUUCCCCUUUGGCCAAUAACCUUCUCAAGUGGAGGUCUCCAAGCAUCAGCAUUGCAGAAAUCAUCUCAGCUGUUGAUGGCAUCAUACAAAUUGCAAAGUAAGGAGGGAGGUGGAAAGAGAAGUGUAGACUGGCGAUCUGACUUGUUGGCUAGAUGGGAAAACCUAGCCAUUAGAAUGACGAGACAAGAAUGAUGUCAAGAAAGCUUAUUUGAGAUCAAUGCCCUGAUGGUGGAGAGUGACUGCUCAUCCCUUCUUGGGCAGGGUUCUUAGAGAGGAAGCUGAUCCCAUUGUAUGGAGCAACAGUUCCUCUCUGUUGUUCCAUACAAUGCUGGAUUAUGGAUUUGGCAGUUAGCAGCAUGGGGCAGGUAUGGCAGGACAUCUAUAAUGUCCUUUCCUUUUUCUUCAUCUGCUUUGGGAAUUGAAGUUACCAAAGUUCUUACACCACUAAAUUUGCACCACUAAAUUCAUAAUGAAAAGACUUUAGAGUUGUCCACAAUUAAGCACUUUAUUUAACACUUCCAAUACUAGGAUAAAAGCAUCCCAGAAGAAAACAGGCAAAUGUGCUGUUUCUCUGGAGCCAUUCCCAACGGCGAUUGCCUAAGCCUCAGGGAUAUAGUAGCAGCCUUUGAAUUUGGAAAACAGAUCACCUGCUCAAACAGAUCACCUGUUCAAAUGGUCUGACCUUUGAGCCUUGUUGAUAUUUUUUGAUCUGAUAAUAUCGGUUAGAAGAUUAAAUAGCACAGCUGAAAAAUGGAGCAGUCUGGGAAAGGCAGGAGUUUGUGCUCUGCACUCGGCUUCCUUUGUUUCAAGUGUAAAGCCCAACCUUUUAAAUGCACUGGGUGUGUCGAAUGAGUAUUUCGUGAGAUGCAUCAGGGAGACUCCAAAAAAUGUGAGUCAUGUGUUAGCCUAUCUAAAAACUAAAAUCCUCAGCUUUGGGGUACAAUAUGAUUAUAAAAUCAAAUAUUCAAAGACCUAUUCAUGUUUCUCCUGAGAAGAAAAUAGUUGCUGGCCAAUUCUGAGAAGAAAAAAAAAAUCUUCAAGAAGUGUGGACAGAGGCUCCGUGUAGUUUUCUUCUCUGUGGAACUUUAAACCCAGGAGGGUGAUAGUUUUGGGAGGUGAUUUAAAGGAGAGCAUACGAAGGCAUUGCUUUCUCAUCUCUGUUUACUUCUGAGUCUGGGCUUUAUGAAGAAUAACCCUUGUUUGACUUAGCCAUCUUUCCAUUUUUUGCCUGAAUUGUAUGUCCCAUGAUGACAAUGGGUAUUUUUUGUACCUUUUCUCCAAUAUUUUAUUACCAAUGGAAAACGUACCUUGAAAAAUUCUAUUUCACAGCGAAUCACAUGCCAAAGUGUCCAUGCCAAUUCAUUCUUCUCUUGUUGCUAAUAUAUUUGAGAGAUUCCAGUGACACAAAGAGUUAUCUUGGGGCAUUUUCUCCCUCAGUUGGUCUGUUUCAAUACUACCUACAUGAAAGGACCUCUCCUUCUCAAGAAGUCACAUUCAUUCUUAAGGUGGGUCUGUUUUGCCCUAUCUCUGCACUUUCUACUUCGGAUUAGCUCAGGUACUUGUCUUAGCCAUGAAACUUCAAACUAUGCAACUCAACUUUUUUUUACGUGUUCUUUGAGGAUCCAGAUUCAAGUAACUGCAUCUGGCCAAGGAGAGGUAGUAAUGAAGAGUGCUCAAGUUCAAAAAUCCAGGUCCUGAAAAAGAGAUACAGCCCAACUUAGAAGUAGAAAAACGACAGCAUUAGUUCAGGGCAAAGUCAUGUAGUAACUUCACCCAUUAUAAAUUUCUUCCCAAAUGUGUUAGAUGUGUGAUGGCAUCUUGCCUGUCCAUUUCCUGGUGCAGUUGGUCGAUCACUCACAUCUGAGCUUGAACCAUAUGCUGGGCUCAGCUGCUUGUGCAUUGACAUUUGUGAAAAAUAGCCUGAGAGCCCCACUUCAAAUGAUGGACUUGAGAUUACAAACAUUAUUUAUGGGAUUUUGAAUCAGUACCUUGUGGCAAGGAAUAAAUGGAAUUAUUGAAAGCAGGUUUUUUCAACCCAUGAUAUUAGGAGUACUACUGGUUUUUCACAGCCCAAACCGUUGGGGUAGCUACUGUUGUAUUGUCUUUCCCAAGAAAGGAUGAUGAUCAUCUGUUGAAAGGAGCUGUUGGGCAUCUUGUAAUGCAAAUAGAUUUCUUGCUGUUAAAAUUGGCUCCAUUGUUCAAUCAUUGGUAUUUAUUGAGCUCUUGCUGUAUGCAGAGCAUGGUAUAGGCUCUUGAGAGAGAACAAUACA